UUACGUCAAACAUGCGACGGAAAUGCCGGGCACGUGACUCGGUCACAACGACAACAAGAAGCUCGUGAUAGGAAUAUACUAAUUCAACGAGCAAAUAUGGGGUUAUAAUUAUGCCAGUCAUUGUAGCAAAGACUUCGUGAGAGUUGAGUUAAGUUUUGUGUUUGUUUUUUGUGCUGAAAAUGAGUAUCAACGGGAAUGCAAAUACCGAGGUGACCGACGCAACACCAUUGCUGUCAAAUCAGAGUAGGUCCAAAGGUGCCUCCUUUGCCUCGUCAGUGUUUAACCUGAUGAAUGCAAUCAUGGGCAGCGGUAUUUUGGGUCUAGCUUAUGCCAUGGCAAGCACUGGCAUAGUUGGCUUCUGUGUCUUGUUGGUACUUGUAUCCAGCCUGGCAGGGUAUUCCAUACACCUCCUCCUCAAGCUUUGUGACCAGACAGGAAUCAAUUCAUAUGAAGAUCUUGGAGGGCGAGCAUUACAAAAACCAGGAAAAGUUCUUGUUGCAGUCGCUAUCCUCAUCCAAAAUGUUGGUGCCAUGUCAUCAUAUUUGUUCAUCUUGAAGUCUGAGCUUCCUGCAGCCAUCACCAGCUUCCUGAGUCCAGACCAGUCUGGCCAGACCUGGUAUCAAGAUGGCAGACUGCUGCUGAUCCUCAUUACCCUAUGUGUAAUCCUUCCUCUCGCAAUAUUGCCAAAAAUUGGUUUCCUGGGCUACACAAGCAGCCUGGCCUUCUUCUUCAUGCUCUACUUUGCUAUUGUGGUUGUGGUCAAGAAAUGGUCAAUCCCCUGCCCUCUGCCACAAAACGUGACCACGUUUUUAGGUGUAUAUCAGGUAUCAAAUUCCUCCGACUCGGAUUGCACACCCAAACUUUUCGUCAUCUCCAGUCGGAGUGCCUACGCUAUCCCCACCAUGGCCUUCUCCUUCCUGUGCCACACUGCCGUCCUGCCAAUCUACUGCGAACUCGACCGGCCAAGUAAAGCAAGGAUGCAGAAUGUGACCAACGUCAGCAUCAGCCUCAGCUUCCUGGUUUACCUCGUUUCUGCCCUCUUUGGCUACCUCACCUUCUAUGCUCACGUGGACUCUGAGCUAUUGCUUGGCUACGAUGCCUACAUGCCACGCGACAUCUUGGUGAUGACGGUUAGGCUCGCGAUCCUCAUCGCUGUGUUGCUGACUGUACCGCUUAUUCACUUCCCGGCACGUAAGGCUACCAUCUUGCUCCUGCGAGGAAAUCGUCCCUUUUCCUGGCCGAUCCACAUCACAACAACUGUGGUCAUCCUGGGAACGGUCCUGAUGCUAGCCAUCUUUGUGCCCGAUAUCAGAAAUGUCUUUGGAGUUGUGGGAUCAACGACAUCCAGCUGCCUCUUGUUUGUUUUCCCCGGCAUCUUCUACCUUAAGAUUGGCCGCCAACCUCUACCAUCUUUUGACUCCGUUGGGGCGAUGGCUCUGGUGGUCUUCGGUUUGAUUAUGGGCAUCAUCAGCUUCUCAAUCAUCAUCUUCACGUGGAUACAAAGCUCUUAGCCCACAUUUACAUGAGACAAAGCUUAAAAGGGUAAACAGGGAGGAUGCUACCAAAGAACUUGGAUGAAAUAAAGGGACAGGUGCUAAUCAAGUGUCCCCCUGAAAAGUUGUUCUCAACACAUGUAUUUCUUGUGAAUCAAACACCAACAUCUAAGAACAAAAACAAAACGUAUACAUCCAUGUAUUCACUCUAAGGGUUAGGCACAAUGACGGUUUUUGUUUUGCAUUACCAUUAUUUUCAGAGGUGUUUUGUUUACAUUUCAACUUUCCACUAUUGCAACUCUUGCACAUUUUCAAAUCAAAAGCAUCGAAUCAAAAUGUUUGAAAAAAUCGAAUCUGUAAAGUAGUUUACUGCUUUAAAGGCAAAUUGCACGUUUUUUUUUUAUUUUAUUUUGCUCAUCGUCCUCAAUCCCUGUGUGACAAGAACACAUGACCCCUUUUCUGUGCGUUCUAGAUAACGGCCUUGUGCUAGCAGUCUUUCCACUAACAGUGCACGUAAUUGGGAUUCAUCAAUUACUCCUAUAAAGCCCUCUGGAAAAAAACUACAGAAACCUCCAGCAAUGUUUUAUAUACAUGCUGUACCCAUGUAGUAACAGGCACGUUCGUGAUACCAUAACGUGGCCGAGAGAGUCAGGGCCAACAUAACUUUGUGGCAUAAAUGUGGAGCUUGCCAAGCCUUACUGACCGAAGUGGAGUGUUUCUGCUGCACACUAUGUUACUAUCGAUGGAAAGGCUUUGUGUAUCUGGCGAGGAGGACACUGCUCCAAGAGACUGCAUCCCAACGAAGGAUUGUUAACGCUAACAAACGCUGCAGCGGUAGAAACUGCCAACACACCAGAUGUAAUGGGACACACACCUUCCAAAAAGUUCAACUUUUGUCUUGUCAGACCACAGAGUGUUUUGUCAAAGGUCUUGGGGAUCAUCAAGAUGUUUUCUGGCAAAACUGGGACGAGCCUUAAUGUUCUUUUUGUUCCGCAGUGGUUUUUGUCUUGGAACUCUGCCAUGCAGGCCGUUUUUGCCCAGUGUGCCAGUAACUGAGGCAAGGGAGGCCUGCACAAAGGACCAUGUAGGUUUGGAUUUUUUUUUCCCUUGAUAAUAAAAAGUUUCA
Molecule: messenger RNA, 2619 nt
Organism: Dunckerocampus dactyliophorus (ringed pipefish)
Lineage: Eukaryota; Metazoa; Chordata; Actinopteri; Syngnathiformes; Syngnathidae
Gene: slc38a6
Product: solute carrier family 38 member 6
Exons: 16
Coding region: 180-1511 (443 amino acids)
Biological process (GO): amino acid transmembrane transport; L-glutamine transport
Molecular function (GO): L-glutamine transmembrane transporter activity
Source: RefSeq, a predicted model, not a curated record